This is a messenger RNA of Gongylonema pulchrum, 372 nucleotides long. NCBI's taxonomy places the organism in Eukaryota, Metazoa, Nematoda, Chromadorea, Rhabditida, Gongylonematidae. The record is from the annotation of a GenBank genome assembly.
AUGAAUCGAGGUACUCGUGAUGUGCAGGUGGAUGCUCAUCCACGAGUGGUGAGCAAAUAUGUGGCGUGCCGACCAAACUCUCGCCAUAAAACGACCGACAUUGAAAAGGGCGACUUGUUCGAUGAGGUUGAAGAAAGGCUCAAGCUUUGUCAAGGCGAACUAAAUACAACCCGUCGACAGGUUGAAGUACUGCAGCAAAAGCUUGUCGACACGGAAAUGGGCCGUUACGAAAAUGAAAGACAGCGGCUUAAAGCGCGUGUUGCAGUUUUAGAAAAAGUCAAGAGAGAACGAGAUGAAUUGUUGGAACGGCUUAAAUGCACAUCGGUUUCGCCUGCUGGAAGUUUUUCGCCAAAAACUCCCCAAAUUAGGUAA